Thlaspi arvense is the source of this 4141-nucleotide messenger RNA. NCBI's taxonomy places the organism in Eukaryota, Viridiplantae, Streptophyta, Magnoliopsida, Brassicales, Brassicaceae. The record is from the annotation of a GenBank genome assembly.
UGUGAGUAACCCUUUAAAUGGGAAAGAAGGUUCGAUUUGUUUGGUUUUUCUUUCUUUCACCUUUUUACCCGGAGAAGUGGUUCUCUGAUGAAACAGAGCUUUGUCACCGACGACGAAAGUGUGAAGCUUUCUUAAUAGAUCUGAUUAUACACUUGCAAACUCCGAUCUGAAGUUGGAAUAGCCAAAAAAAACCCAUCAAAUGAUUGCCUCUUCGGUGAAACCACUAUUCGUCUUCGUCUUGACUUUCUCUCUUCUCCUCGCCGUGAUUCUUCUAUCUCCGUCGCAACAUUUCUUGCAGAUUCCGGUUCCUUCCGGCUCACCACUGGGUUCUGAAAUAUGGAGUGUCAAGAGGAUAAUGGAGUGGAGGCCUUGCAAAUGGUGGCUAGAAGGGCAUCUCACUCCUCUACCAGCUAAAACUAAUGGAUACAUCCGUGUUGAUUGCUAUGGCGGCCUGAAUCAGAUGAGACGCGAUUUGUGUGAUGGAGUUGGGAUUGCCCGUUUGUUGAAUGCCACACUUGUUCUGCCAAAGUUUGAGGUAGCUGCGUAUUGGAACGAGUCAAGUGGAUUUGCAGAUGUGUUUAAUGUAGACUACUUUAUUCAAAAGAUGAGUGGUUUCAUCGAUGUUGUAAAAGAGCUGCCGAAAGAUAUUGCAUCAAAAGAACCGUUCAGAGUAGACUGUAGCAAAAGGAAAGGUCAAUUUGAUUACAUUGAGAGCGUUCUUCCAUCAUUGUUGGAACAUCAUUACAUUUCUUUUACACCUGCGAUGAGCCAACGCAGGGACAGGUAUCCCCAGUUUGCAAGAGCCACUCUGUGUCAAGCCUGUUAUUCAUCUUUGCGCCUCACAAGUUCCCUGGAGAAGAAGGCCAUCGAGCUUUUAGAUGCUAUUCCCAAACCCUUCUUGUCGCUUCACCUCAGAUUUGAACCAGACAUGGUCGCGUACAGCCAAUGUGAAUACCCGAACCUCUCUCCUUCAUCUAUCGCUGCCAUUGAAGCUGCUCGCGUUGACAGGAAGCCAUGGACAGGAGAGCUAGCUGAGGUUUGGAGGAAGCGAGGGAAAUGCCCUCUGACUCCUAAUGAAACAGUUUUGAUGCUUCAGUCACUUAACAUUCCAACAAGCACAAACAUAUACUUAGCAGCUGGAGACGGUCUAAUGGAGAUGGAAGGAUUCACAUCCGUUUAUACAAAUGUGUUCACAAAAUCUGCUUUACUUAACCAAGAGGAUUUCACGAGAAUGCAUGGAAACACUAAAGCCGCGUUGGAUUAUCAUGUGUCCAUCAACAGUGACGCGUACGUGGCUACUUACUUUGGAAACAUGGAUAAAAUAGUUGCAGCUAUGCGAACAUAUAAACAGAUGCACAAUACUCUGUUCCUGAGCAGAAAAGCAUUUGCAGAACUCACUUCCCAAGGGCUUGAAGGCGCGGAGUUGAAGAAAGCUCUUUGGGAAGUUCAUAAAAACGAUUUUGCAAUUGGCAGAGGUUUUGCUUUGCCCGACUGCUUCUGUGAAUUUGAGCUGUAAUGCUGAUUCUUUUCUUACAUCAUUCUUGAGUUGACACGACAUUUGUAACGGCAAAAAUUUGUUCAUGUAUUAUGAGACGCUCCUGUCUACAAAUACAAGAAAGUAAUACACACAUUCUGAGAUCAGUUUCUUGUCUUCAUUCAGCAGCAAGCAAUAUCUCUCUAUCUUACUGAAAUUCUACAGUUAUCAGGUUCUUUGGUGUCUGCAUUCUCAACCAUUGCAUGCAAAAUAGCUGAAGCCUCAGAGAUCACAGCUUGAGGCAAGUGUCGCUUUAAAACACGCGAAUACCUAACAGCUACUUCAAGCCCCUUUUCAUCCAGAUGACAAAAGUUCAUGCUGCUCCACUGCUUUGAGUUCCCAACCACACAAAAACCAUGUAAAAUAGCAGCAAAUGAAACAGGAUCAGGAGAGAACCCUCUCUUCACCAUCCUGUCUUGAAACCUGCAAGCAGUCUCCACCAUUCCAUGUACACAGAGAGAAACGAAGACAGAAUUGUAAGCAGCAGCAUGGUCCGACCACCCAUCUGAUUUCAUUUUGUAGAAAAACUCAAAAAACAGAGAGCUCUGUCCCUCAUUAAGCCCAUUUGGUUCAGCAAGAACUUCUCCAGAUGUUUUCUUCACAAAUCCCUCAAGUAGACAAUUAAAGGUAACCUCAUUAGGGACACAUUUGUUUCUCAACAUUAGCUCCCAAUAAUAAACUGAUUUCCCAAGGGUACUACCAUCUUUAGCAAAACUUCUUAUGAGUGUUGUGUAGGUGACAACGUUAGGCACAAGGCCACAUGAUUGCAUCUCUUUGAAAGUCCCUUCGGCCAUUUUGAAAUCCCCUUGGCAGCAGAAGCCAUUAAUAAGGGAUGAGUAGGUUACCACGUUUGGCUUGCAUUUACUCUUGCCCAUGUCUCGAAAAAUCUUUAAGGCAGUAGCCAUAUCCUGUUGCUUUACAUAUCCGUCAAUGACUGUGGAAUAAGUGAACUCAUCGGGUACAAGAUGUUCUUUAGUCAUCCUCUCUAUGCAUGCCAACGCCUCAGUCAACAUUCCAGAUCUGCAAAACCCCUUUAUCAACGCGUUGUGGUGCACGAGAUCAACCUUCACACCCUUUUCAAUUGAGAGAGAGGAAACUUUCCUUGCCUCAUCAAAAUCACCACUUCUGAUGAACCCAUCUAUGAGCGUGGCAUACACAUAAGCAUCUGGUGGAAUAUUCCGGUCUAUCAUCUCCAAGAAGAGGAGUUUGGCAGGUAAAAACCUACCGCUCUUGCACAAUCCACUCAUCAACAUAUUGUAGAUGCCGGCAUCCGGUGAAACGCCUCUAUCUACCAUUUUGUCCUUCAUCUUAACUGCAUCAUCCAUAUGGCCUGAAACAACAAGACCAUUGACUAUAAUUCCAUAUGUAACAAUAUCUGGUUUGCAUCCACUCUCAGCCAUCUGUAGAAGCAACUUCGAAGCAACAUCAUACUCUCUGCUUUUGCAAUAGGCUUGUAUUAAAGGGGCAUAGCUUUUAUUGUUCGGAAUCAACCCUUUCUUUGAUGCUUCAUCCAUAAGCCCAACAGCAUCUUCCCUUUUCCCUUCUUUACACAAACGAUUGAUCAAUAUGUUAUAUGUUGCUAUAUCAGGCUUGCAACCAUUAGCUACUAUCCAUCGUAUACUCUCAGCUGGUUCAACCUUAGACCCGUGCCUAUACUUAGCAUCCAUGAUGUUGUUCAGGAACCAAACACUGACUAUUAAACCCCUUUCUUUCACUUCCCUCAAAAGUCGAUCACUCGCCACGAAAUCCCCAUUCUUGCAGAAUCCGUUUAUCAUUGUACCAAAAGUUUCCAAAGUUGGCAUAAACCCCUUCGAUUUCAGCUCCUUGAAAACUAAAACGGCAUUUUCAAUGUCGCCGAGCUUACAGUAUCCACCAAUGAUUGUGUUGUAAAACACAAUGUUCGGAACACAACCUUUCCCCCAUCGGUCUUCAAUCAGCUUUCUACCUUCUUCAACCUUCCCUUCACUACACAUCCCCUUGAGCAGUAUACAAGUACUGUAAUUAUCAACACAACCACCUCUCUCACACAUUUCGUCAUACACCUUCCGUGCAUCUCCAAGUCUCCUACUUUUCACAAACAAACUCAACAACGAGUUGCAAGCGAUAACAUCAGGCACAGAACCGUAAGACUCGACUACGUAAUUAUAAACCUCCACGGCUUUAUUCACUACCCCUGAUUCAGCAUACGCGUGAAGAACGUGGCUCAAUGCUUCAUGUGUAACCUUCACAUUUUCUUUUCUGAGAUUUCCCAAUGCAUCUUCAAUCUCGUCGAAGAUCCUAUGCCUCGCUAAGAGCUUCAGAAACGAAGAACAAGCAAACCCAUUUGCAAAAAGCUCCUCUUUUCUCUGAUUCGAUAGCCAAUCAAACAGCUUGACCCCGAUUUCCACAUCCUGGAUUCGAUCGAACACGAAAGGAGAAAUAUCGACGAGGCGGACUUCACCAUCGUCGAGAAAUUUAGACCAGUUUUGCUGGGUUCUGAGAAGGUUAACGGUGUCGGUAACUUGUUUCCUGAUUCCGGGAGUAAUCGGAAAAUGAGAUCGGAGGGAAUUAGAUUGAGGAGGAUUAUUGGUAAGGGGUUUGAUGCGAGAGAGAAGGGUUUUAGACAUU